This is a messenger RNA of Phyllostomus hastatus (greater spear-nosed bat), 2036 nucleotides long. RefSeq names its product cyclin dependent kinase 20 (gene CDK20). Lineage: Eukaryota; Metazoa; Chordata; Mammalia; Chiroptera; Phyllostomidae. Gene Ontology annotation, cellular component: nucleus. Gene Ontology annotation, molecular function: ATP binding; cyclin-dependent protein serine/threonine kinase activity. Gene Ontology annotation, biological process: protein phosphorylation. The coding region runs from base 226 to 1266 and encodes 346 amino acids. The transcript is spliced from 8 exons. The record is from RefSeq and is a predicted model, not a curated record.
GGAAAAGGGGCGGUUGCUGUAGUUGCUCCGGGCUGCUGAGGCUGGCUAGUCCGCUCAUGGCUGACUUCUGCAGAAUGAAGCACCCUGCGGCGUGGUGACGCAGGCCUAGAGGAAGGUACACACAAGACCUGCACGUUGUCCCCAGCUGCACUUGCUUGCCAGCCACGCUUGCCGGCAACCCAGUCGCUAAGCAGCCGUGUUUGGGCACUGGAGGCGGAGCAGGCGAUGGACCAAUAUUGCAUCCUGGGCCGGAUCGGGGAGGGCGCACACGGCAUUGUCUUUAAGGCCAAGCAUGUAGAGACUGGAGAGAUCGUUGCCCUCAAGAAGGUGGCCCUGCGGCGGCUGGAGGACGGCAUCCCUAACCAGGCCUUGCGGGAGAUCAAGGCUCUGCAGGAGAUCGGGGACAAUCAGUAUGUGGUGCAGCUGAAGGCUGUAUUCCCACAUGGGGCAGGCUUUGUGCUGGCCUUUGAGUUCAUGCUGUCAGAUCUGGCUGAGGUGGUACGCCACACCCAGAGGCCACUUGCCCAGGCACAAGUCAAGAGCUACCUGCAGAUGCUGCUUAAAGGUGUCUCCUUCUGCCAUGCCAACAACAUUGUGCAUCGGGACCUGAAACCGGCUAACCUGCUCAUCAGCUCCUCAGGCCAGCUGAAGAUAGCGGAUUUUGGCUUGGCCCGGGUCUUCUCCCCUGAUGGCAGCCGCCUCUACACACACCAGGUGGCCACCAGGUGGUAUCGAGCCCCCGAGCUUCUGUAUGGUGCGCGCCAGUAUGACCAGGGGGUCGACCUGUGGGCCGUGGGCUGCAUUCUGGGGGAGCUGUUGAAUGGGUCCCCACUUUUCCCGGGGGAGAAUGACAUCGAACAGCUAUGCUGUGUACUUCGCAUCUUGGGCACCCCUAGCCCCCAAGUCUGGCCGGAAAUCACGGAGCUGCCCGACUACAACAAGAUCUCCUUCAAGGAGCAGGCACCUGUGCCCUUGGGGGAGGUGCUGCCAGAUGCCUCUCCUCAGGCCUUGGACCUUCUGGGGCAGUUCCUUCUCUAUCCUCCAUACCAGCGCAUUGCAGCCUCCCAGGCCCUCCUGCACCAGUACUUCUUCACAGCUCCCCUGCCUGCCCACCCUUCGGAGCUGCCAAUUCCCCAGCGCCCAGGGGGACUGGCCCCCAAAGCCCAUCUGGGGCCUCCCAACGUCCACAACUUCCACACGGACCGCCCCCUUGAGGAGUUGCUGUUGAACCCAGAGCUGAUUCAGCCCUUCAUCCCAGAGGGCUGAGAUGCAGAGCCAGGCCCCACUGGCCUGUGUUCCCGGGCCAUGCUCCAACCUGCCUCCAUCUCCCAUGGCCACACUAUGACCACACUGAGCUCACUCCAUAGCUGGUCCUGCUCCAGCCAGGUGAAGAGGAUGUCCAGCCCCAGUAGAGAAGGAGACCUAUGGCUGUGCUCUUGGCCUCCGUGUGCUGCUGACUUACCCAUCAGAAAGAGACAGUGAGCCCUCUACCACGCCGCCAUGGUACUGCUUCUCCAGGUUCUGCCCUAGUGAUCAGGGAUGGUCCUAGGAGAGCCAUCUGCAGGAAUACAGAGUAAGAUGUCCUCAAUUCCAAAACCCAAGUGGGAAAGGAGGUUUGGUUUGCUUUUGUUCUUAGAGAUAUUAAACACCAGUUCAGUUUUCAAAUUUAUUAUUAAAAAAAAACAACCCACGUAGUUCUGCCUGGGUUCUGCUCCUCUUCCAUUCCUUUCAAGGGAAGUGGCUGAGGUGGUAUUAUCUCACUUCUCUAUGGCCACUGGGAAAAUUGCCUUGUAGAGGCUUUGUAGGGGCCUUCUAUGACGGAGCUCCCACUUGGAGGUGAGGUGGUUGAAGUCAAGGCCAGGGAUAGCUCAGGUUGUGAACCAAAUACCUUAAUCUGGUUUACAAACAUCUCCGCCAUUUGGAGAAAGGUGAACUAGGACCAGAUGUGCCAUCUUCUUACUAAGAGACAUCAAAUAAAUAAAGACACAGACAUUCCUGAAAUUCAUUUGUUAAUUCAGUAAAUACCAAUACAAUUC